Molecule: messenger RNA, 643 nt
Organism: Acanthoscelides obtectus
Lineage: Eukaryota; Metazoa; Arthropoda; Insecta; Coleoptera; Chrysomelidae
Source: the annotation of a GenBank genome assembly
UUAACGAUUAUGCGAAAUUUGGUAUCAGUUAACGAACAGUUGCCGAUCAAAAAUCACAUUUUGUUUACCUGCAUCACCGUUACUACCCCUACUAGAAACAAUGGCAUUCAAGCUCGUAGUCCUCUUGGCCACCCUCGCCUACGCCAAUGCCGGCUUCCUGUACUCCUCUCAACCCACAGCCUACUCUGUGGCCACCCCCGGCGCACUGACGUCACAGUCCUCCAACAUCUACCGCAGCUUCGGCAACCUUGGACAGAUCUCCACCUACUCCAAGACCGUCGACACACCUUACUCCAGCGUGUCCAAGUCCGACGUUAGGGUGUCCAACCCCGGUGUCAGGUUCGCCGCCCCUGCUUUGGCCACGUACGCUGCCCCUGCAGUCGCCGCCCACGCCACAUACGCUGCCCCUGCGAUCGCCACCCACGCCACUUAUGCUGCUCCAGCAAUCGCCGCCCACACCACUUAUGCUGCCCCUGCAAUCGCCGCCCACGCCACUUAUGCUGCCCCUGCGAUUGCCGCCCAUGCUGCGUAUGCUGCCCCAGCAGCUGUAGCCCAUGGUCCCCUCCUGGGAGUCGCCUACUCUGCCGCCCCAGCUGUGUCGCACAUCAGCUACGCUUCUGGAUACGCCAACUACGCUUUCUAA